AUGCUCCCCAUCACAACCUGCUUUGUUGCAGGACUACAGUAUCUUCUUCAUCCUGUGAAACUGGGAACCAUUCAAGAAACCAUCAACCCGGAUGCUCUCAUUCCCGUUACGCUACUUACCACGGAUGAAAUCUUUGGUGACAUCGAAGGUGUUUUGAACCUUUUCGAUAGUGCCGAUGACGUGUUUGUCCCAGACUUUGGAUCUAUUCUCGUGGAAAAGACUGGUAGCAAUACCAGCCAUGUACAAGACGCGCGGCAAGUCUAUCACUUGGACUUGAUCAAGACCCUAGAGGGCUUCUCCGAAUUGCCGUCAGGUCCCUACUUUCUUCACGGUCCGAAUCUUCACCAAGCAUGGCGGCUGUAUGAUGAUGAAUUCGGAGCCUUCACCUUUGGUGUUAUUCCAGAUGAUUCUGAUAAACCAGACGAAUACCAACCUCUCACUUCGUCUUCAUUGCAAGGAGAUUCAGUGACAGUUCCUGUUCCUUCCAGACUCUACUAUCCUCAGCCUUCUCUCCGAAAACCCUUGUCUGGUGUUCGUGUCUCUGUAGGUGACACAGUUUCUCUAAAAGGCACCCACACUACCUUUUCCAGCCGUGCGUGGAAGUCUCUCUACAAGGAUCCAUCGAGUGUUACAGCCAAUUAUGCUCAAGAGCUUCUGGAUCAAGGGGCAAUUAUUGUUGGGAAGACCAAGACAGCACAAUUUGGGACAGGUGCAGACUGGGUUGACCAACAGGCUCCGUGGAGCGCAAGAGGCGAUGGUUAUCAAAGAAUGCAGGGUAGCUCUAUCGGUGCUGCUUCAGCGUUGGUCGGAUACGAAUGGCUGGAUCGUAGCAUUGGGGUAGAUGAUGGUCGAGUCGUAGCCGAGAACGGCAUUUAUUCGUUGAUCCGCCCAGCGAACAUAUCAUCAGGUGACGUGAAGACACUCUCCAAGUUCGACGGAAUGAGAUUCUUCAGUCGGAGUAUGAAAGGCCUGCUUCAUCACGCACCAAGUCAUAAACUCGACGCAAGAGGAGAUAGCGUUGCCCCAAAGGUUAUCAUUCCCGUGGACUUGUCUUCGCCUGGAGAGACACAAAAGGCAGCCAUUGAUAAAUUUGUGUCGAUUAUCGAAGAACACUUGGAUGCCAAAGCCGAAUAUAUUGAUGUCAGCAAAAUUUGGGAGGAAAAUCCACCAGUAGAAGCAUCAAAUGAUGGAAUGCAAUCGUACAUAAGCCAACGAAAGUUUCACAAAGAACCCUUCAUUGAGACUGCGCCGCAAUUCUUCUGGGAACAAUGCAAGUCCGUAACGGAAGAGGAACAUGGCAAAGACGCCGAACGACUCGAGGUAUUCCGAAAGUGGUUUCACGAUAACGUCAUGAACAUUUCAACAACUUCUAGUGCUGACACUCCUAUUCUCGUCCUUCCAUGUGGUGAUGUCCAAGUCAAGCAUCGGAACGAGCCUAUGGAUCCACCAACCAUUUACAAAGGCGUUGAUUUCACGACAUUAGCGCCCGUAUUGGGUGCAAGUGUUUUGUCGUUUCCCUUCACACAAGUAUCGUAUAAAUCCGACAUUACUGGCACGACUGAGUAUCAGCCGUCAAAAAGUCAGACCAUUUCGUCAAACACUUACAAGCUCCUUUGCUGGUUCAAGGCUCGACAAACGAAUUAUUUGGACACAGCAUGCGUUAAACGCGGCACUCAGCAUAAACCGGGAGUGAUCCGGCUUGAAGCUGUCGACAGGGAUCUUCCAUCAAGCUGUCAACCGGAGACCGGGCCAGUAACUACCACUCGCGGUAUAUCUCAUCAGAUCAGAACAGCAAUGGCGGAACCAGCAAAUACACCAGUGCCGGCUUCUACGCCGCGAGCUACAUCUCCUGCUCCCCAUCAGUCCCUGUUUUCCCAAUCUGGCUCAUUUCUCUCACCAAAGCUAUCUAUGCCACCGUCGAAACCUCGGGUUCUUCAUAUUGGCGAUCCUGUGAAAUACAACCCCGAAACCUUUCUCCGCUUCAGUAUUCAGUGUGAGAUUGUGAGACCUUCAGCUGAAGAACGUCAGCGACCAGAGUUUAUCAAGGCUCUUGAAGAUAAGCGAUGGGGAGACUUUGAUGCUAUCUUUCGACCGUUCUGGAGCACUGGUGGAGAGAUGGGGAAAUGGGAUGCUGAGCUGAUUAGCCUUCUGCCGGAGAGUGUCAAGGUGUUUGCGAGUGCAGGCGCUGGCUUUGACUGGGCUGAUACGAAGCUUUUGGGUGAACGAGGAAUCAUUUAUUGCAACUCUGGUCUUGCAGCUGCCGAAGCUGUCGCUGACUUUGCCAUGGCUAGUAUCAUUUCCACUUUCCGCGUCCUCCCAUGGUGUAUCUCAUCCGCCAUGUCGGGAGACGAAGAAGCCUUCAGCACAAAUCAUCGAGAUGCUACCAUGCAAUCGCGCAAUCUUCGCAACCAGGCCCUCGGACUAAUUGGAUUCGGCAACAUCGGCCAGCAGAUAGCGGCUCGUGCGCGUCACGGCUUCGGUAUGGAUGUUCAUUACUACGAUAUCCUUCCCAAGCCUUCUUCUGUGGUUGCCCCUUUGCGAGCUACGCAUCAUGAAACCCUUGAGAGCCUCCUUGCUAAAUGUGAUUGUGUUGUGCUAUGCACACCCGCUGGCGACGGUACGCUUAUCAACGCAACUACAUUACCGCUUUUCAAGCGAGGAUCACGUUUUGUCAAUAUUGCGCGGGGCAGUCUUGUGGAUGAGGAGGCACUGAUUGCUGCCCUGCGUGAUGGAACUUUAUCCAACGCAGCAAUCGACGUUCACACGAAUGAGCCAAAGAUACACCCUGGGCUCAUAGAACUAGCCAGGCAGGGUCGUGUACUUUUGACGUGCCAUAACGCUGGUGGAACUGUCGAUACACACAAGGGUUUUGAAGAGUUGAGUAUGCGAAACAUCAUGGCUGUACUCAGCGGCGGGGAGGCCAUCACACCUGUGAACUUGCAGUUUCUGAAGUAG
Messenger RNA from Fusarium graminearum PH-1, 2955 nucleotides. RefSeq lists its product as uncharacterized. The record is from RefSeq and is a predicted model, not a curated record. Gene Ontology annotation, cellular component: cytosol. Gene Ontology annotation, molecular function: glyoxylate reductase (NADPH) activity; NAD binding; hydroxypyruvate reductase [NAD(P)H] activity. The transcript has 13 exons. Bases 1 to 2955 code for a protein of 984 amino acids. NCBI's taxonomy places the organism in Eukaryota, Fungi, Ascomycota, Sordariomycetes, Hypocreales, Nectriaceae.